AUGGUGGAGGAAACCACUGUGUGUCUCAUUGAAACUGAAGAGUUCUUCCAACCCAGAGAGUGGGCAGCUAUGAAGCCCAAGCACAGAAAGAUAGCCAAGAGACAGCGGAACAGGAGUGCUGUGGCCUACCUCAGUAAUUCUACUGCCAUGAUGAAGACGCCUCUUAGUAUGAGAUGCAUGCCACCUCUCCAGAAGAGGAAUGGGCCAUCUCUCCAGAAGCAAAAACUGAGUAGGCCUUUUGAGGCCCUGGAGAAUAUUGUUGGCCGCAGAAUUUCUCAUGGCUGGAAGGAAGCCAAUGAACCAGUCACCCAGUGGAAAGCCAUCAUUCUAUAUCAACUGCCAACAAAUCCCUCUCUCUAUUUGUUGAAAUAUGAUGGGAUUGAUUGUGUCUAUGGCUUGGAGCUUCACAGCUAUGAAAGUAUUUUAAACCUUAAUAUCCUGCCUAAUAAUGUGCCAUUUCCUCAGGUGACAGACACUCAUCUCUCAAACACCAUAGUUGGCAGAGCAGUGAAACAUACAUUCGUGGGCACAAAUGGCUCUAAGGAUGACUGGAAGGGGAUGGUCCUACAUGAGGUGCCAAUCAUGAAGACCUGGUUCUAUAUUACCUACAAGAAAGAUCCGGUCUUGUACAUUUACCACCUCCUGGACGACUACCUUGAAGGCAACCUCCACAUCAUGCCAGAAUGUCCUCCAGUAGAGGUUACUUUGGAAUUAGGCAGGGAUUCCUUGGCAGGCUAAAGUGUGCAGUACAACAAAAAAGAUGGAACCCAAGAGAUAGGUAAAAUUAUUUACCAAGUUCCCACCAAACCAUCCGUGUAUUUCAUCAAGUUUGAUAAUGACUUCCAUAUCUAUGUCUAUGAUUUUGUGAAGAUCUGUUAA
This is a messenger RNA of Microtus ochrogaster (prairie vole), 879 nucleotides long. Its product is annotated as spindlin-2-like. The transcript is spliced from 2 exons. The record is from RefSeq and is a predicted model, not a curated record. NCBI's taxonomy places the organism in Eukaryota, Metazoa, Chordata, Mammalia, Rodentia, Cricetidae.